AUGAAGAAAGUUACAUCGUCCUCAUCAUCUAAGACGUUAGUCAAGGACAAGUGGGUGGCGGCGGCGAUGACGGACGACCAGAUGGUCGUUGAGCUUCUCAUACGCCUAAAGCAUGCGGGGACGGUGGUUUCUGAAGAUCCGGAUUCGAAUCUGCAUCCGUUACGGUGGGGGAUACGUCAACGGCGUUCACGGCCGUCAAGAUUCGGUGUUGGCGUUGCGUUGAAGAAGAAGGAUGUGGAUUCGGCUAGGGGCAGCCCGAAGACUCCGCUGUCGUGGAGCGGCGGAUCUGGAAGUGGCGGCGGUUCCGCAUCUCCCUCAGGCGAUGGAUUCGAGGAUACUAGUGGUCAAGCUAGCUGCUCCACAUCUACAGGAUCCGGAUCUAAGGUUUUUCCAACAAACGAAAUCACCAGUUCUUUCUCCAAGAGAUUGAAGAUAAAGAAGUCAUCUUCUUCUGAGCUUAAAUACCAAGAGAACUUGAAGUUGAAGGAAAGAGUCGACCUUGAAAAGGAGAUUGCAAGUCUCCGAGAAACGUUCGACGAACAAAACGUUAGGAACAAAAGGUUGAAGAGGAUUAAGCUUGACUUGAACUCAGACCGUGUCAAGAACGAGACUGCUCCAGUUGAUCUGAUUCCUAAGCCACAAAGCGAAUCAAAAUCUUGCAGAACUGAGAGCAACAAAACCGCUAGCUCGGAAAAUAAGAGCUUCUUCUUCCUACCUGAUUUGAACAUGGAACCAACCGAGGAGGAGGUAUUGUAUGGAACUAGCUAA
This is a messenger RNA of Eruca vesicaria subsp. sativa (arugula), 768 nucleotides long. Lineage: Eukaryota; Viridiplantae; Streptophyta; Magnoliopsida; Brassicales; Brassicaceae. The record is from the annotation of a GenBank genome assembly.